AUGGAAGAGAACGUCAACCCCUCGUACAGCCGUGAAGCUCCUCUCCACGAAGAAACAAACGACAAUGACCACGAAGCUGACAACAACAAACACCUCUGGACUACGCGUGCAGCGGCAGCAGAAAACUCCGUCGAUAUUCUCGACCUGGUCACCAUUACUGACGCUGAGCGGUUCCACCUGAUCUCCCGUCAUUUCGCCGACCCUUUGGUAUUCGAACCCAAACACCUGCCGACACCGCUGUCUACUCCUGGGUCGUUCUUUGAACAAUGGUUCCAAGCUGACCCGGCUAACGCUGAAGCGUUCUCUUCGCCUGCCUCCCAACAAGCUGGACAGGCCAGGACUGCUAGAGCCACCCUCGACAUCUACUCGCCGUUAAAUUGGGAUACGCCGACACCAGUGGGACGUGUGCCAAUAUCAUCGUUUGGAGAACACCGGCAUCAGUCGCCGCCGUCGCUGCCUUUAGUACCGUCAGCUCCAGUGCAACAGACUCACCCAGUGCAGAGAUUGUGGGCGCCGUCACCGCCAUCACUGGACACACGCCAGGAUACGCCAAUCCCCACGGUUUCUUCCGUGUUUGGCGGUGUGGGUCAGGUCUCGCAAUCGACGUUUACCUCGCCGCAAUUACCUAAAGUAAAGGAAGAACCAGAGGAGGAACCAAACGACUUUCAGGUCUACGAAUCUCAUCUGCCCCUGGAUGAAUUACAGGUCCCGGUUUCUCAACCACCUAAGCCCUCUAUCCUGGCUCACCGCCCUAAGGAGCCCACGCCCCAAUUACCGACUCCGGGGGUGUCUACCACCUUAAACAAAGGCUCUCUGGUUGAGACCGGUACAACUCGAGGCAAUCGCUUGAGAAACCUAGUGCUUGCGAAGAUCCCCAAGCCAUACAAGUGUCCCCUGCCCCGCUGCGGCGUGAACCACGAGUAUGCUAAAAUCUCUCAUUUCCGCCGACACUUGUAUACCCAUUUCGAGUUUGCUACCCUUAAGGUUACUCGGUUGACUCACUUGCUGCUGAUGGAUGACUCUGUCGGUGUCUGUGAGUGUGGGCUUUACCUUACGGGACUCGACUGGCUCGCCCAUAUUUUCAGUGGGUGCUCAGUAUACACGCCGGUGAUGGUAAAAUCUGAAGCAAAACUGCCAUCCUCCACCUGA
This is a messenger RNA of Diutina rugosa, 1149 nucleotides long. RefSeq lists its product as uncharacterized. The record is from RefSeq and is a predicted model, not a curated record. The coding region runs from base 1 to 1149 and encodes 382 amino acids. The transcript has a single exon. Lineage: Eukaryota; Fungi; Ascomycota; Pichiomycetes; Serinales; Debaryomycetaceae.